GCAUGGCUGCAGGGGCAGUAGGUCGUGCAGGCUGCAGCAUUUGAGCCGUCGCUGGUGUUGCUUUGAGGAUGACAGCGCUGGGCAGUGGCGGCUUGGCCUGUGUGCUGCUCGUGUUUGCGGUCGUGUGGACAGUUGAGAGCGUCGACGAGCCGACAGCGCUCAGAAGAGAUCAAGCUGAGGAGAAGCAGCUGGGAAACACCAAGGCCGCACACGUUCAACGAGCUCUAACAAACACCAGACGCGACCUGACAGACCAACACUCUGUGGACGGACGCGCGGAGCUUGUGAGAUUAAAUACCACCACCAACGUCAGUAAUGAGACGGUACACAGCACCACACCUGCUCCCAAGGCAACGACUGGGACCCCGCCGACGGUCAAGCCCAUCUUACCGGUACACACAGGGGUCCAAGCCCAGGAGGAGGAGCAGUCCAGUGGAAUGAGUAUAUUCUUCAGUCUGCUGGUUAUUGGUAUCUGCAUUGUACUGGUGCAUCUAUUGAUUAAAUUAAAGUUUCAUUUCCUGCCAGAGAGUGUGGCUGUGGUGUCCCUGGGGAUCCUGAUGGGAGCUUUUAUUAAGAUUAUUGAGACUCAGGAGCUGGCAAGCUGGAAGGAAGAGGAGAUGUUUAGACCCAAUAUGUUCUUCCUUCUCCUGCUGCCACCAAUUAUAUUUGAGUCAGGAUACUCACUUCACAAGGGAAACUUCUUCCAAAACAUCGGUUCCAUCACCCUAUUCGCCGUCAUCGGAACCGCUAUUUCCGCCUUUAUCGUUGGCGGGGGAAUCUAUUUCCUAGGCCAGGCUGAUGUCAUUUACAAGAUGUCCAUGACUGACAGUUUUGCGUUUGGCUCUCUCAUCUCUGCGGUCGACCCCGUGGCCACCAUUGCCAUAUUCAAUGCCCUGAACGUUGACCCCGUGCUGAACAUGCUUGUGUUUGGAGAGAGCAUUCUCAACGACGCAGUGUCCAUCGUCCUCACCAAUACGGCAGAAGGGUUUGCGAACGCUUCCACGGUAACGGGCUGGGAGACCUUCCUGCAGGCACUGGGUUACUUCCUCAAGAUGUUCUUCGGGUCAGCUGCUCUGGGCACACUUACUGGCCUCAUCUCUGCUAUUUGUCUGAAGCACGUUGACCUGAGGAACACCCCUUCCCUGGAGUUCGGUAUGAUGCUUAUCUUCGCCUACCUGCCCUAUGGCCUGUCGGAGGGUAUCAAGCUGUCAGGUAUUAUGGCCAUCCUGUUCUCUGGUAUCGUGAUGUCUCACUAUACCCAUCAUAACUUGUCUCCUGUCACCCAGCUCCUAAUGCAGCAGACGCUACGCACAGUUGCCUUCAUGUGUGAAACAUGCGUGUUUGCCUUCCUGGGUCUUUCCAUCUUCAGCUUCCCUCACAAGUUCGAGUUCUCGUUCGUCAUCUGGUGCAUUGUACUAGUGCUUGUGGGUCGAGCUGUGAACAUCUUCCCAUUGUCCUUCUUACUCAACUUCUUCCGGGAUCACAAGAUCACCCCUAAAAUGAUGUUCAUUAUGUGGUUCAGCGGUCUUCGCGGUGCUAUCCCCUAUGCUCUGAGCCUCCACCUGGGUCUGGAGCCAAUUGAAAAGCGCCAGCUCAUUGGCACCACCACCAUCGUCAUUGUCCUCUUCACCAUUCUGCUGCUGGGGGGAGGGACCAUGCCCCUCAUGCGCAUUUUGGACAUUGAGGAGAGCCAAUCACGACGCAGGAACAAGAAGGAUGUUAACCUGAGCAAGACAGAGAAAAUGGGUAACACAAUAGAGUCAGAGCACUUAUCUGAGCUGACGGAGGAAGAGUAUGAGGCUCAGAUCGUGCAGAGGCAGGACCUGAAGGGUUUCCUCUGGCUGGAUGCCAAGUACCUGAACCCCUUCUUCACGCGCAGACUCACACAGGAGGACCUGCUUCAUGGGCGGAUCCAGAUGAAGACUCUGACCAAUAAGUGGUAUGAGGAGGUGCGUCAGGGUCCGUCAGGCUCUGAGGAUGAAGAUGAUGAAGCUGAACUACUCUGAAGGUGAGGGGAGCUUUGUGAAUCAGGAACUGUGAGUGAACCUGAGAACUGGGCUGAACCACUGCGCACACACCCCUUUACUGGGCAUACCAAAACAGAGACAGGCCAAACCACUACAGGGUACGGGACCUCAUUCUGAGAGGCGUUUUGUACAGACCUGAGGGGAACCAUAGAGGAGUAUAGACAGAAAGCUGGAAAGGUCUACAGAAGUGAUGGCAUGUGGACAGAAACACGACAUUCUCACAGGAAAAGGAGUGGGAAACGUUUAAUUGUGGGUUUUGGAGCUGAUGAAUUUCUCUGUCCUCUGAUUUAGAGAUAUGGACCUUUCAGCAUUGAAUGUUCGGGUGGUGGGCCUGUAUCUUCCUUUUAUAUAUAUAUUUAUUAGUUUUCUAUUAUUUACAGAGUUUUUUUUACAUGUUAAUAUAUUAAUAGAUAAUGGAUAAUUGAUAAUAUCUCUUGCCAUUGCUACUGUGCCAGACUUUGUGAUGUGAAACGGAUAAUCACAGCACUGCUGAGAAUGUGAAAUGAAGCACGAGUGGUGUGGCUUUUAAAUGCGGGACUGGGAGCCUGCUGGGGAAGUUAAGUGUCACAUACUCAACUACAUUCCCAUCCGUCACGUUUGGCUCCAGUUCGUCACCCUGACUGGACUAUAACUGGGACUAAUAAACUGCAUCACAGCAGUAACUGCUAAGAUGGAGGUUAUGUUGGGUCUUAUUACUGAAUGCCA
Molecule: messenger RNA, 2732 nt
Organism: Electrophorus electricus (electric eel)
Lineage: Eukaryota; Metazoa; Chordata; Actinopteri; Gymnotiformes; Gymnotidae
Gene: slc9a8
Product: solute carrier family 9 member 8
Biological process (GO): regulation of intracellular pH; potassium ion transmembrane transport; proton transmembrane transport
Cellular component (GO): membrane
Molecular function (GO): potassium:proton antiporter activity; sodium:proton antiporter activity
Source: RefSeq, a predicted model, not a curated record